GUCAUUAAUUAUAUUUGAAAAAAUAAGUAAUUAAUGCAUCAUUAAAUUCUCAAGUAUGAAAUAAGGAAAUAUUCCAAAUCCAUAUCUAAUUUGAAACAUGGGAAUACCAGAAUUACAUGAACGGAAACAAAAGUUGAGGGACUAGAAGUAGAAAUAAAAUAAAUUGUAGGCAUAGAAAUUUGGGCCCCCAAAAUCCUGGCAUAACUGAAUGUUUUGUUUUUUUUUAAUAUUUAUUUUAUGCCCUUUUGUUUUCGUCAGUUUCUACUUUUCCACCCAAAAACAAAAGUGUAUCUGAUUACUGAUACAACUAAUCAUCAUUCCUCCUACUAUUCAGUAACUCAUCAUUUGAUUGUUUCCUCCAAGGUUUCUUCUUUGUUCCGCCGGUAUCCGCCGCGGUUGCGGCCGCUCCUCCGCCGUCAAUAAUCAAUCGGCGAUUUGAUUCGUUAUUUUAGAUUCACGGACUGAGUGGAGAAACCCUAGUUUGUUUGCCUCAAAUAGAGACCUCUUUGGUGAUGGCAGACCUAAAAGAACGUCUGCUCCCAUCAAAACCUGCAUCAGCUUUAAAUCUUAGGGACUCUUCAUACAGACCCUCCGCCUCUGGUCGUCUCCCAUUUCAAGGAGUUGACGUUUCGGGCCUGAAAAAACGCGGGCAGGGCCUUCGAUCAUGGAUUCGUGUGGAUGUUUCCGGGAAUUCCCAAGUGAUCGAGGUUGAUAAGUUCACAAUGAUGCGUCGUUGUGAUCUUCCUGCACGCGAUCUAAGGCUGUUGGACCCUUUAUUUGUUUACCCCUCGACCAUACUGGGCAGGGAGAAGGCUAUUGUUGUAAAUCUUGAGCAGAUUCGAUGUAUUAUAACUGCGGACGAGGUUUUACUAUUGAACUCUCUUGAUAGUUAUGUUCUGCAGUACGUUGUGGAGCUACAGAGGCGAUUGCAAGCUGCUGGUGUGGGUGAGGUUUGGCAGUCUGAGGGACAUGAGGUGCACAGAAGGAGAGGAAGUAGAAAUUUCGAUAAUAUGUUUGCAAACUCUUCGCCUGAUUAUUUGCCGUUUGAGUUUAGAGCACUUGAAGUUGCUCUUGAGGCUGCUUGCACUUUUCUUGACUCACAGGCAGCAGAGUUAGAGAUCGAAGCAUACCCAUUGCUGGAUGAACUUACUUCAAAAAUCAGCACACUAAAUUUGGAACGAGUUCGUAGAUUAAAAAGCAGACUUGUCGCAUUAACUCGAAGAGUUCAGAAGGUUAGAGACGAGAUAGAGCAGCUAAUGGACGAUGAUGGAGACAUGGCUGAAAUGUAUCUUACAGAGAAGAAAAGGCGCAUGGAAUCAUCCUUUUAUGGGGAACAAUCUUUGAUCGGAUAUCGAUCGAACGACGGUGCUUUGUCUGUCUCAGCUCCCGUUUCUCCUAUUUCUUCACCACCUGAUAAUAGGAGGCUUGAUAAAAGCCUGAGCAUAGCUAGGAGCAGACACGAGAGUGUGAGGAGCUCGUCGGAAGACGCCACAGAAAAUAUUGAAGAGCUGGAAAUGUUGUUGGAGGCUUACUUUGUUGUCAUUGAUAGCACCCUCAAUAAAUUGACUUCGCUGAAGGAGUAUAUCGAUGACACAGAAGACUUCAUCAACAUUCAGCUGGAUAAUGUUCGAAACCAGCUUAUACAGUUUGAGCUGUUAUUAACUACCGCAACUUUUGUGGUAGCAAUAUUUGGAGUGGUGGCAGGAGUUUUUGGCAUGAAUUUUGCGAUACCGAUGUUCGAUAAUCCAGGUGCAUUCAAAUGGGUCCUAAUAAUCACUGGAGUUUGUGGAGCAAUUAUUUUUGCCACGUUUUUAUGGUUUUUUAAGUACAGAAGACUGAUGCCGCUGUAGAAGAUGGAUUUAAAAAAAGAAAAAAAAAAGAGUUGCAGGCUGUUUAUUGCCAAACAAAUGUGGUCUUGCUAUUAUUUAUUAUCUAUUAAUUUAAAUUUUUGAAGAAAUACAGAUACUAGUGACGGAAAAGAUACCGGUUUAUUUCACAGUUUCAUUGUACAAAAAUAAUUGUUUGUAAGUUUCUAUACAAUUGAAUACUGUUGAUUAGUUUCUUCGCCGAUACUAUUUGUUUGAUGUAAAAUCUUCAAGCAACUAUUGGUUGAAGGAGUGAAAACUGGAAUUGCAUUUUUGAAUUCCUGAGAUUAAAUUUGAAUUUUUUUUCGA
Messenger RNA from Erythranthe guttata (spotted monkey flower), 2174 nucleotides. RefSeq names its product magnesium transporter MRS2-1. Gene Ontology annotation, biological process: transmembrane transport; magnesium ion transport. NCBI's taxonomy places the organism in Eukaryota, Viridiplantae, Streptophyta, Magnoliopsida, Lamiales, Phrymaceae. Gene Ontology annotation, molecular function: magnesium ion transmembrane transporter activity. Gene Ontology annotation, cellular component: membrane. The record is from RefSeq and is a predicted model, not a curated record.